ACACCACACAGGGAAUUUUGAUUUCUUCUGGAGAACCAGGGAAGAAAAAAAAAAAAAAAAAAGACAGGAAAACUCAUCUGGAGAUUGUGAAGAAGACAUAUAGUAAUAGCAAGAAGUGGCAAGCUCUUUCCUUCUUGAACGCCGAAAAACACCUCAUUUCUCUGCCAGGUGUAUGGGACUUAGAUUCUGGAAGCACUGCACUGAACUGUUAAAGGUAAACUAUGACCACUUUACUAUUAGUGUUUGUGUGUUUGCGAGUCAUCACCACAGCCGUCUCUGUGGAGCCCUCAGACAGUAGUGAUGGCCUGGAAGUGAAGAUACCUGAGCAGUCUCCGCUGCGUGUUGUCCUGGGAAGCUCCCUGAACAUUCCCUGCUACUUCAACAUCCCAGAGGAACAGGAUACCAGUGUUCUGCUGACCCCACGGAUCAAAUGGAGCAAACUCUCAAAUGGGACCGAAGUUGUCUUGCUAGUGGCCACUGGUGGGAAAAUCCGGCUCAACACUGAGUACAGGGAGGCAAUCUCUUUGCCCAAUUACCCUGCCAUCCCCACUGAUGCCACCUUGGAAAUCAAGGCACUGAGAUCCAACCACACUGGGAUUUAUCGCUGUGAAGUGAUGUACGGGAUUGAGGACAGACAAGACACAAUAGAGGUCCUAGUGAAAGGCAUCGUAUUCCACUACAGAGCAAUCUCCACAAGGUACACCUUGAACUUCGAGAAAGCAAAGCAGGCCUGUAUCGAGAACAGUGCUGUCAUUGCUACUCCAGAGCAGCUGCAAGCUGCCUACGAGGAUGGGUACGAGCAGUGUGAUGCUGGCUGGCUGGCUGAUCAGACUGUCAGGUACCCCAUCCACUGGCCUCGGGAGCGCUGCUAUGGCGACAAGGAUGAAUUUCCAGGAGUGAGGACCUACGGUGUCCGUGAGCCAGAUGAAACCUAUGAUGUUUACUGCUAUGCAGAGCAAAUGCAAGGUAAAGUCUUCUAUGCCACCGCCCCUGAGAAGUUCACCUUCCAAGAAGCUUUCGACAAAUGCCACAGUUUGGGAGCCCGUUUGGCCACCACAGGAGAGCUGUACUUGGCCUGGAAGGACGGCAUGGACAUGUGCAGCGCAGGCUGGCUGGCCGAUCGCAGCGUCCGCUACCCCAUUUCCAGAGCACGGCCCAACUGUGGAGGAAACCUGGUGGGCGUGCGGACAGUGUACCUGUACGUCAACCAGACGGGGUACCCUCACCCCCACUCUCGCUACGAUGCCAUCUGCUAUAGUGUGGACGACAUUGAGAUUCCAGUCCCAUGGAAUUUCAUAAACGAGACAGAAAGUGAUCUGGGCAGCACUUUCACUGUCCAGACUGUCACCCAGACCGAAGUGGAGAUACCUCUGGCACGCAACGCCACAGAGGAGGAGGCCCGCGGCAGCAUUGCCACCCUGGAGCCCAUUGAGAUCACACCUACUGCCACAGAGCUGUACGAGGGCUUCACUGUCCUGCCCGAUCUCUUCGCCACCGGUGCCACAGUAGAGACAGCUACCCCAGAGGAGGAGAACGUGACCAGGAGGGAAGUCACAGGGUUGUGGGCUGUACCUGAAGAGGUCACCACCACAGCCUUAGGCACUGCUGUCACCACUGAAAUGGCAGAGGUGAGCUCAGUGGAAGAGGUCAUGGGUGUGACUGCCACACCAGAACUAGAGUCUGCCUCAGCGUUCACAGUGGAAGACCAGCUCGUACAAGUGACAGCAGCCCCUGGUGUUGGUCUCCUCCCUGAGCAGUCCAUCUCACCCACAGGUGUGGUGUUUCACUAUCGCGCUGCCACCAGCAGAUACGCCUUCUCCUUUGUCCAAGCCCAGCAGGCCUGCCUGGAGAACAACGCGGUUAUUGCCACUCCCGAACAGCUCCAGGCUGCCUACGAGUCUGGCUUUGACCAGUGCGAUGCUGGCUGGCUGCGGGACCAGACAGUCAGGUAUCCUAUUGUGAAUCCCCGAAGCAACUGCGUAGGAGACAAAGAGAGCUCUCCGGGUGUGAGGUCAUACGGCAUGCGCCCAGCCUCAGAGACCUACGACGUGUACUGCUACAUUGACAGGCUCAAGGGCGAGGUGUUCUUCGCAACCCAGCCAGAGCAGUUCACCUUCCCAGAAGCUCAGCAGUACUGUGAGAGCCAAAAUGCCACACUGGCCUCUGUUGGCCAGCUCCACGCUGCCUGGAAGCAGGGCCUGGACAGAUGCUACGCUGGGUGGUUAGCUGAUGGCAGCCUCCGCUAUCCCAUUGUGAGCCCCCGUCCCGCCUGUGGUGGGGAUGCGCCUGGCGUGAGAACCAUCUACCAGCACUACAACCAGACGGGCUUCCCCGACCCGCUGUCCCGACAUCAUGCCUUCUGCUUCCGAGCUCUGCCACCCGCAGAGGAUGGGGUCACUUCAUUCUUUGAAGAAGACGUGCUGGCAACCCAAGUGAUCCCUGGAGUGGAGGGGGUGCCCUCUGGGGAGGAGGUGACUGUGGAGACAGAAUUUGCCACUCAACCUGAGAAUCAGACAGCCUGGGGGACAGAGGUCUUUCCAACUGAUGUGUCACUGCUCUCAGUGAGUCCACCUGCUUUUCCUCCAGCUACCAUAAUACCAGAGGAAACAAGUACCAAUGCUUCCAUCAGCAAAGUGUCAGGGGAAGUGACUGAGUCUGGAGAACCUCAAGUCAGUGGUGAAUCUUCGGCAUCCGGGUGGGUAUCUGGAGUCCUGGAUACAAGUGGAGAACCGACUUCUGGAGGUUUUGUAUUUAGUGGAGAACACUCAGGGACUGGAGAAAGUGGAUUACCAUCAGUAGACCUGCAUAUCAGUGGCUUUCCACCUGGAGAAAGUGGGCUACCCUCAGGGGACCUGAGUGGCAUGCCUUCUGGCACUGUUGACAUCAGUGGCUUACCUUCUACAGAAGAUGAUGUAUUGGUGCCUAUUUCAAGGAUACCAGAAACUAGUGGGAUGCCAUCUGGAGUGGAAAGCAGUGGGCUGCCUUCUGGAUUUAGCGGAGAAAUAUCUGGCACUGGGAUAGUCAGUGGCGUGUCAUCUGGAGAGGAAAGUGGACUCACCUCCGGUUUUCCUACCAUCUCUCUUGUGGAUACCACACUGGUGGAAGUUGUAACAACAGCACCAGAAUGGCAAGAGGAAGGAAAAGGAUCCAUCGGGGUCAGCGGUGAAGGAGAUCUGUCAGGGUUCCCAUCCACGGGGUGGGACACCAGCGGUGGAGCUCAAGGGUUACCCUCAGGAGCUGAGCUCAGUGGGGAACCAUCUGGUAUGCCUGAGCUCAGUGGGGAACCUUCUGGGGUGCCUGAGCUCAGUGGGGAGCUUUCUGGGGUGCCUGAGCUCAGCGGAGAGCCCUCCGGAGGUCCUGAGCUCAGCGGGGAGCCCUCCGGAGGUCCUGAGCUCAGCGGAGAGCCCUCAGGACUGGAUGUGAGUGGAGAACCAUCUGGAACACAUGAUAUCAGUGGCCUGGUAGACCUAAGUGGCCUUACCUCUGGUAUCGAUGGAAGCGGUGAAGGCUCGGGCAUUACAUUUGUAGAUACCAGUUUGGAGGAAAGGACAACCACCUUCUCAAUUACGGGAGCAGAAGCAAAAGAGAUUUUAGAAAUCAUUGGAUUGCCUUCGGGAGGUGAAGAUGCAUCAGGCAUGGUAUCUGGGAGUUUAGACAUCAGUGGUGAGACUUCUGGGCAUGUAGACUUUGGUGGGAGUGCUUCUGGCGUGCUCGAGAUGAGCGGACAUCUGACUGGAGUGAUUGACAGCAGUGGAGAAGUCUCUGGAGUCGAUGUCACCAGUGGCCUACUGUCUGGGGAGGAAAGUGGACUCACCUCUGGCUUUUCCACAGUCUCUCUUGUGGACACCACUUCGGUGGAAGUCGUAACACAGGUGUCAGUUGUACAAGAAGUGGGAGAAGGAUCAUCUGGGAUAAUAGAAAUCAGUGGAUUUCCUUCUGGAGACAGAGGACUAUCUGGAGAAGGGUCUGGAGCCAUGGAGAUUAGUGGGUUUCCCUCAGGGACAGGAGACUUCAGUGGAGAGCCAUCUGGGAUCCCAUACAUCAGUGGAGACGUUUCUGGAGCCACAGAUCUAAGUGGACAAUCUUCAGCAGUGACUGAUAUUAGUGGGGAGGCUUCAGGGCUUCCAGAAGUCACUUUAGUCACUUCUGACUUAGUAGAAGUUGUGACAAGACCAACAGUAUCACAGGAACUGGGUGGGGAAACCGCUAUCACAUUUCCCUACAGUUUUGGCCCAAGUGGUGAGGCCUCUGCAUCUGGUGAACUAAGUGGGGAAACAUCUGCAUUACCAGAAAGUGUCACAGAAACAUCAACAGCUUAUGAAACCAGUGGUGAAACAUCUGCAUUUCCCGAAACUAGUAUAGAAACAUCCACAACUCAAGAAAUCAGUGGGGAAACAUCUGCGUUUCCUGAAACUAGUGUAGAAACAUCCACAAUUCACAAAAUCAGUGAAGAGACAUCUGCAUUUCCUGAAAUUUUCAUAGAAACAUCCACAAGUCAAGAAGCCAGGGGUGAACCAUCUGGCUAUCCUGAAAUUAUCAUAGAAACAUCCACAAUUCAAGAAGUAAGUGGGGAAACCUCUGCAUUUCCUGAAAGUAGCACAGAAACAUCCGCAAGUCAAGACAUCAGUGGGGAAGCAUCUGCAUUUCCUGAAAUUAGAAUAGAAACAUCCACAAGUCAAGACAUCAGUGGGGAAACGUCUGCAUUUCCUGAAAUUAGAAUAGAAACAUCCACAAGUCAAGACAUCAGUGGGGAAACGUCUGCAUUUCCUGAAAUUAGAAUUGAAACAUCCACAAGUCAAGACAUCAGUGGGGAAACAUCUGCAUUUCCUGAAAUUAGAAUAGAAACAUUCACAAGUCAAGAGGCUAGGGGUGAAACAUCUGGCUAUCCUGAAAUUAGCAUAGAAACAUCCCCAGUCCAUGAAGCCAGUGGAGAAACAUCUGCAUUUCCUGAAAUCAGCAUAGAAACCUCGACAGUCCAUGAAAUCAGUGGUGAAAUGUCUGCUUUUCCUGAAAUUAGCAUAGAAACUUCAACAGUCCACGAAAUUAGUGGAGAAAGUUCUGCCUAUCCUGAAAUUAGAAUAGAAACAUCCACAAAUCAAGAAGCCAGGGGUGAAACAGCUGUCUACCCCAAAAUUAGCAUAGAAACAUCCACAGUCCAUGAAACCAGUGGGGAAACAUCUGCAUUUCCCGAAAUUGGCAUAGAAACUUCAACGAUGCGUGAAAUCAGUGGGGAAACCUCUGCAUUUCCUGAAAUUAGAAUAGAAACUUCAACAAGUCAAGAAGCCCAAGGCGAAACAUCUGCAUUCCCUGAGAUUAGCAUAGAAACUUCUACAAUCCAUGAAAUCAGCGGGGAAACAUCUGCGCUCCCCGAGAUUAGCAUAGAAACACCAAGUCAAGAGGCCAGGGGUGAAACAUCUGCCUACCCUGAAAUUAGCAUAGAAACAUCCACAGUUCAAGAAGUAAGUGGGGAAACCUCUGCGUUUCCUGAAAUUAGAAUAGAAACAUCCACAAGUCAAGAAUCCAGGAGUGAAACAUCUGCAUUACCUGAGACUAGCAUAGAAACAUCCCCAGUCCAUGAAACCAGUGGUGAAAUAUCUGCAUUUCCUGAAAUCAGCAUAGGAACGUCCACAGUCCACGAAACCAGUGAAGAAACAUCUGCAUUGCCUGCUGCUAACAUCAAAACAGCUGCCACAUCUUUGGCCGGUGGUGAGCCUUCUGGUGCUCCUGAGAAGGAAAUUCCUGAUGCGACAUCUGGAGCUGUGACACACUUAGUCACAGGCGUUUCAGGAGAAACCUCUGUCACAGAUGUUGUAAUUAGUACCAAUACUCCAGAUGUUGAAUCAACACAGGCACCCAGGAACCCUGAAGAGACUCAGCUUGAAAUAGAACCCUCCCCUCCCGCGGUGUUAGGACAAGAGACAGAGACAGCCGUUGUUCUAAACAAUCCCCAUCUGCUGGCUACCACUACUGCUGCCCUGCCUCAAAUCUCACAAGAAGCAAUAGAUGCAUUAGGACCCACUACAGAAGACACUGAUGAGUGCCACUCAAGCCCCUGUCUGAAUGGAGCUACCUGCGUUGAUGGCAUCGACUCUUUCAAAUGCUUAUGCCUUCCCAGCUACGGAGGGGACCUGUGUGAGAUCGACCUGGAAAAUUGUGAGGAAGGCUGGACCAAGUUCCAAGGCCACUGCUACAGGCACUUUGAAGAGAGGGAGACUUGGAUGGAUGCAGAGACCAGAUGCCGACAACAUCAAGCCCACCUGAGCAGUAUCAUCACCCCAGAGGAGCAAGAGUUUGUGAACAGCCACGCACAGGACUACCAGUGGAUCGGCCUCAGUGACAGAGCUGUGGAGAACGACUUUCGCUGGUCCGACGGGCACGCCCUGCAAUUUGAGAACUGGCGGCCCAACCAACCUGAUAACUUCUUCGCGGCGGGUGAGGACUGCACUGUGAUGAUCUGGCACGAGCAAGGCGAAUGGAAUGACGUUCCCUGCAACUAUCACCUCCCUUUCACCUGCAAGAAAGGAACAGUGGCCUGUGGGGACCCCCCUGUGGUGGAGAACGCCAGGACCUUCGGUCGAAAGAAGGACCGCUACGAAAUAAACUCCAUGGUGCGGUACCAGUGCAACCAAGGCUACAUCCAACGCCACGUGCCCACGAUUCGGUGCCAGCCCAACGGGCAGUGGGAGGAGCCGCGGAUAUCCUGCUUAAACCCCUCCAACUACCAGCGCAGGCUAUACAAGAGGAGCCCCAGGAGCCGGUCAAGACCCAGCGGCAGAGCCGUGCAGAGACCCACCCAUUAGAGCGGGGCAAGAGAGACCGAGGGGGAAAGUGAGAAAGAGAGAUUUUUAACAGAACAGUUAUAUUAACAGAGUCGAUUUCUUCUUCUUCUUGUUGCUUUUUUGUCAUAUAAGGAAAAAAAAAAAUUAUAUUAAAGACAAACCCACCUUUGUGUAUAUAUAUAAAAAAAAAAAAAAAAUUAAUGUUUUUCCAAGCACCAAAGCAAAGCGAAUUAGAUCUCAGCAUUCUUACUAACCGUCCGGUUCCAAUUAUCUUCGUGCCUUCGGGGACAGGGAGGGGGGUGGGUUUGCAGAGGGCAGGGGGUUAAGUUAAAUAAUAAAGAUGAUUAUUUUUUCCUGAUUUUAUGCACGAACAAUGUAAUUAUUUCUGUUAUUUAAUCUCCGGGGUGAACAGCACCUUUUGGGGUUUUAUUUUAUUUUUUUUUCUCCAGAAUCCUCCUACUGCUGCAGCGCAUCAGGGCGGGUGGGGAGGGCCGGGGGGCUGCAGUGGAAGGAGCUGUGGGAGGAGGGAGGCGAGGGGAUGCUGAGACCCGGGACCCGGGCACUGGGGGCUGUGGCCCCUCUCUGCUUCCCCACCGCCCCCCCUGCGGCACAGCACCCGUCCUGGGAUGAUGUGCUCUUUCCAGGGGACCGUGCGGGGCACCAGCGUUCCCUGCACCUAUUUAUAUUUUUGAACAUAUCCUAUUUUGAAAGAAUGAUAAAUAAUAAAGAGAGUGAAAUCGGAACGGGCACUUUGUCAGUGUUGGUUUUUUGGGGGAAGGGGGGUGUCUGUGUGGGCCUGGGGGUAUCUCCCAUGGCAAGGCAGCAGGGAAGGAAGGGGAGCCCAGACAGGGUGCUCCAGGCUACAUGGGACCAGCUCAGCCCCAGCCAGCACCCAAGAGUGCAGCCUUGGGUGUUUCCCAAGCCUCAACCAAAGGACCAUGGGGUAGGACGUCACCCCCCUGUACAGCUCUUGCCCCGGGAAGGGGUUAACCCACAUGCCUAAAACCCACUGCCAGCAGAAACUGCUUCACCUCCAGCUUUCUGUCCUGACACCCAGGGGGUUAAUUAACACUCAUUAAUGAGGGAGCAAGGGGGCCCUUGCAGGAGCUCGGGUGUCCAGCCAGGGAUCCCCAAGUUCCCUCUCGUUGGCAGACCCCUCUCGUGCUGGCACAGCGAUGGGGACACAGCCACAUUGCUCCAGGGCUUUCUCCACUGAUUUAUUAGAAGAGGUCCAGGAAAAUACAACUUUUCAUAACCUAACGCUCAAAGAAGAAGGCACCAGAGUUCAAGUGGCGUCCGGGCGAGGUGUGCGUGGAGAUAAGGCACUGGCACCCCUGUGAGGACAGGCACAAUGUCAUCCUUCAGUGGGAUGGGGACAGGGCUGGAAGAGGAGCUGGGAUGCAACAGAGGCACCCGCUCUCUGCCUCCGGUCGAAUCCAGCCUUGCCUCGCUCCCACCUGGCGAGCUCAGGGGCAGGACCAGCCUGGAAGGGCAGGCGGGUGUCGGUGACAUGCUGCCACCGCGGGAAGGGGCCACCACCCACGGGGUGGCAGGGGCCAAGCAGGGUGGCAGCAGCCCACGGGAAUCGUCCUCGCGUGCACCCCAUGCCAGGGAUGGUCCCGCACUGCCCCGCGCAGCUGCGUGUGCUGGCUGCUGAGCAAGAUGUGGAAAAUAUAAAGGAAGGAAAUAAAAUAAAACAAAAAGAA
Messenger RNA from Tyto alba (common barn owl), 8485 nucleotides. It is a transcript of the gene ACAN, whose product is annotated as aggrecan. The transcript is spliced from 18 exons. Gene Ontology annotation, molecular function: hyaluronic acid binding; calcium ion binding. NCBI's taxonomy places the organism in Eukaryota, Metazoa, Chordata, Aves, Strigiformes, Tytonidae. Bases 222 to 6800 code for a protein of 2192 amino acids. Gene Ontology annotation, biological process: cell adhesion. The record is from RefSeq and is a predicted model, not a curated record.